This is a messenger RNA of Erinaceus europaeus (western European hedgehog), 5142 nucleotides long. It is a transcript of the gene WDR62, whose product is annotated as WD repeat domain 62. The transcript is spliced from 32 exons. Gene Ontology annotation, biological process: regulation of mitotic cell cycle; mitotic spindle organization; neurogenesis. Lineage: Eukaryota; Metazoa; Chordata; Mammalia; Eulipotyphla; Erinaceidae. The coding region runs from base 374 to 5062 and encodes 1562 amino acids. Gene Ontology annotation, molecular function: protein binding. The record is from RefSeq and is a predicted model, not a curated record. Gene Ontology annotation, cellular component: mitotic spindle.
ACUGCGCUCCGCCCUAUGUGUAUAUCCGGGUGACUACCAUUGCGGAGAAGACGGGGAGGGGUGGCUCCAAAAACAAGAGAUAAGGAGGCUUUGGCUUUACCUUUCUUAAAGUUAAAACUGAGGAAAACACAGAUCGGAUUAAAAAAUCGAAUCAAAACACGACGCCGUAAUUCCACCCUGCCAGGAAUUUAGACCCGCCUCUUCGCCCUUAUUGGUCAAAAGCGUCACCCGCGUCCCUGCGAUUGGCCAGCUCGGCGGCCCACCGCGUCCAAUGGGCGUCAGCGCCGGCUUUCCCGCGGUGGUUUGCUAACCCAGUGAGUCCGGGCGGUGCGGCAGUUGGGGCGUGUAACGGUCGCCCGACUCCGGUGCGACGAUGGCGACCUUGGGGCCGGGAGGCUACGCGAGGAACGAUGCCGUCGAGAAACUGCCAUCCGUCAUGGCGGGAGUUCCUGCGAGAAGGACUCAGUCCUCGCCGCCCCCCGCGCCUCCCCUCUGCCUCAGGCGGCGGACGCGACUCUCGGCAGCGCCCGAGGACACGGCACAGCACCGGGUAUCACUUGAGAAGGUGCUUGGCAUCACAGCACAGAACAGCAGUGGCCUAACCUGCGACCCCAAUACAGGCCAUGUGGCCUACCUGGCAGGCUGUGUUGUGGUGAUUUUGAACCCCAAGGAGAACAAGCAGCAGCACAUUUUCAAUACUGCCAGGAAAUCUCUGAGCGCUCUCGCCUUCUCGCCUGAUGGCAAGUACAUAGUGACAGGGGAGAACGGGCAUAGGCCUGCUGUGCGCAUUUGGGACGUGGAUGAGAAGUGUCAGAUGGCAGAGAUGCUGGGCCACAAGUACGGCGUGGCCUGCGUGGCCUUCUCCCCCAAUAUGAAGCACAUCGUGUCCAUGGGCUACCAGCACGACAUGGUCCUCAACGUCUGGGACUGGAAGAAAGACAUUGUGGUGGCUUCCAACAAGGUAUCAUGCAGGGUCAUUGCCCUCUCAUUCUCAGAAGACAGCAGUUAUUUUGUCACUGUUGGGAACCGACAUGUGAGGUUCUGGUUCCUGGAUGUCUCUACUGAAGCAAAGGUGACGGCCACAGUACCCCUUGUAGGGCGCUCAGGCAUCUUGGGUGAGCUGCACAACAACAUCUUCUGUGGUGUGGCUUGUGGCCGGGGCCAGAUGGCAGGCAGUACCUUCUGUGUCUCCUAUUCGGGUCUCCUCUGCCAGUUCAAUGAGAAGAGGGUGCUGGAGAAGUGGAUCAACCUAAAGGUCUCCCUGUCGUCCUGCCUCUGUGUCAGCCAGGAGCUCAUUUUCUGUGGCUGCACAGAUGGAAUAGUGCGCAUCUUCCAGGCCCACAAUCUGCACUACCUUGCCAACCUGCCCAAGCCUCACUACCUCGGAGUGGAUGUGUCCCAGGGCUUAGAACACAGUUUCCUUCUCCACAGGAAGACAGAAGCAGUCUAUCCAGACACUGUGGCAAUGACCUUCGACCCCAUCCACCAGAGGCUGUCAUGUGUGUAUAAGGACCACAGCAUCUACGUAUGGGAUGUCAAAGAUAUCAACAAAGUAUGCAAGAUAUGGUCAGAGCUCUUCCACAGCUCCUACGUCUGGAAUGUGGAGGUAUAUCCUGAGUUUGAAGAUCAGAGAGCUUGUCUACCAUCAGGAUCUUUUCUGACUUGUUCCUCAGACAACACCAUUCGCUUCUGGAACAUGGAUAACAGCCCUAACUCUCAAUGGCAGAAAAAUAUCUUCAGUAAUACCCUGCUGAAGGUGGUGUAUGUGGAGAAUGACAUCCAGCACCUUCAAGACAUGUCACACUUUCCAGACCGGGGGAGUGAGAACGGGACACCCAUGGAUGUGAAAGCCGGGGUGCGAGUCAUGCAGGUCAGUCCUGAUGGCCAACACUUGGCUUCAGGCGACCGAAGUGGAAAUCUGAGGAUCCAUGAGCUACACUUCAUGGAUGAGCUGGUCAAGGUGGAAGCUCACGAUGCUGAGGUACUGUGCCUGGAGUACUCCAAACCUGAGACAGGGCUGACUUUGCUGGCAUCGGCCAGUCGGGACCGACUGAUCCAUGUGCUGAACGUGGAAAAGAACUACAACCUGGAGCAGACCCUGGAUGACCAUUCCUCCUCCAUCACAGCCAUCAAGUUUGCUGGCAACAGAGACAUCCAGAUGAUCAGUUGUGGGGCCGACAAGAGCAUCUACUUUCGCAGUGCCCAACGGGCUUCAGAUGGACUACACUUUGUCCGAACUCACCAUGUGGCAGAGAAGACCACUUUGUAUGACAUGGACAUUGAUAUAACCCAGAAGUACGUAGCUGUGGCCUGCCAGGACCGCAAUGUGAGAGUCUACAACACUAUGAAUGGCAAACAGAAGAAGUGCUAUAAGGGCUCUCAGGGUGAUGAAGGGUCUCUGCUAAAGGUCCAUGUGGACCCCUCAGGUACCUUUCUGGCUACAAGCUGCUCUGACAAAAGCAUCUCAGUGAUUGACUUCUACUCAGGCGAAUGCAUUGCCAAGAUGUUCGGCCACUCAGAAAUUGUCACUGGCAUGAAAUUCACCUAUGACUGUCGUCAUUUGAUCACAGUAUCUGGAGACAGCUGUGUGUUCAUCUGGCACCUGGGCCCAGAAAUAACCAACUGCAUGAAGCAGCACUUGCUGGAGAUUGACCACCGGGAGCAGAGGCAGCAGAAUGUGAAGGACCAGAAGUGGAGCAGCCAGCCCAGGUCCUGCCAGCCACCUGUCCAUCCCAUCUCUACCCAUUUGCUAAGGAAGGAGACGUAUAUAACCAUGCCCUUAGAGAUCUGCUCCCUAAGCCCUGGGGAGCAGACUGAGGAUGAGUUGGAGGAAGAGUGUGAACCUGAAGAGUUGCUGAAGACACCAUCCAAAGAGAGCUUGGAUCCAGAUCCUCAGUGCCUACUGACCAAUGGCAAGCUACCACUGUGGGCAAAGCGGCUGCUAGGAGACGAUGAUGUGGCAGAUGGUUCCGCUUUCCACACCAAGCGCAGCUACCAGCCACAUGGCCGCUGGGCAGAGCGGGCUGACCAGGAACCCCUCAAAACCAUCCUGGAUGUGCGGGACCUUGACUGCUACUUUACCCCUAUGAAGCCUGAGAGUCUGGAGGAGUCCAUUCUGGAUACAGUGGAGCCACAGAACCUGGUCGGCCUCCUGAAUGAGUCAGAGAGUCCCCAGGAAAACAACUGUGGGCAUCCCUCCUUCCAGCCCCUGCAGAGGGAGUCUUCUGAGGCCAGUGAGCUCAUCCUUUACUCCCUGGAGACAGAGGUGACAGUCACAGGGACAGACAGCAAGUACUGUGAGAAAGAGAUUGAGGAGGUACCUGGAGACCAGUACCAUGAUGCCUCCCCUAGGGCCUCCUCUGUCGACUCAAAGGAUCAGAGUCUACCUGGGGACUCAGGGGAGUCAGAGGCCGACUUGGAGUGUAGCUUCACCACCAUCCAUUCCUCCCCUCCACUGCCGGACCCAGGCACUCAGUUUGAUAUGGCGAUGUCCCCCACAACAGGAUGCCCAAAUACCACGGAAGAGUUGUCCCGGCCUGAGGUGCCAAGCAUACCCAGCAGCUCCCUGCCCCAGACACCUGAACAGGAGAAGUUCCUCCGCCACCACUUUGAGACGCUUACUGACACCCACCCUGAAGAACUCUUCCUUGGAUCACUGCAAGACUUGAAGACCUCUGAUGCUGAGGAUGACUUCUUCAAUCCCCGGUUGAGCAUUUCGGCCCAGUUCCUCUCUCGCCUCCAGAAGACAUCCACGUUCACCCACGCCUUCCCACCUCGGCUGCCCCUACACCUCAUGACGUCCCCAGAGGUGAAACUUGUGGAACAUGGCGGCAGCCAGCCCAGAACAGAUCCUCUGAGAGCAGGUACUGGCUGUGCCUCCCCAGGCAGGACCAAUGUUCCAUCUGGGGGUAAGGCUGAGGAUCACCUUGAGACCCUGGAGUCCUGGCACCCGCUGACCCCCAGCCUCACAGGUAUGGUGUCCUGUGCCCCCUCCUCCUCGGCGCUGCCCACAGACAGGAAGCCUCCGACACCCACUACUGUUUGCACAUCAGGCCUGCCUCAGGACAUCCACACUUCUCUCACCUGUUCCUACGUGGAGGCCACUGCCAGCUCCCGUGCUAAGAUGUCACACAACAUGUCCCUCAGUGACAGUGAGGGCCCAAUUCCAGUUGAGUUGGCAGUGCCCCUCCGUACACCCUCAUCUGUAGGGGAGCUGGCCUCCCUGACCCAGGAGCUCCAAGCCGUCACCGCCCCAGCAACACCUGACUCUGACUGCAAAGGCCAAGAGCCUGCCCCACCCUCCUGGGGAAACCAUGAGGCCCGUGCCAACCUGAAACUCACCUUGUCAAGUGUCUGUGACAGACUCGUGCCACCUCCUCCCCCACUGGAGCCAUCAGCCACAUGUGUCUGGUCCCAGGAGACUGUGGUCACCCAACCCAGUGUCACAGUCACAGCAUCCACUUCACCAGCCCAUAGUUCUGUGGAUGUAAACACCCCAAGGCUCCACAACGCUACCUCUCUCCCAAGGCUCCUAGACUCUGAACCUCUCAAUACCUCUGCCCACUCUGAGAGCCCACUUCUUCCAGAGGCCAAGCCUGGAGUCACUGGCAGUGUCACCUCCCUCCUGGAGCCCACCUCUGAUGCACUCAGUCUGGUCCAGGCCAGCCCUGGACACUGGGGGGAGCAUGGGGUGCCAGCUGGGGUGCAGCCCCCAACUCCCCUGGAGCUGAGCAGUGUGGAAACCAUUGUACAUAGACUGCAGACUGCCUUCCAAGAAGCCCUGGACCUUUACCGCCUGGUAGCCCCCAGUGACCAGGAAAACAGCGAGCAGCGACAGGCACGGAACAAGCUGACUUCCACCUUCCUUUGGAUCCACAGCCAGUUAGAGACCAGUGACUGGCUCAAUAGAACAGAUAUGACCCUAGCCCAGGCUCUGCCAAGUCCAGGUCCCCCCUCCCCACCUACAUUGUGCCCCCUGGCCAGCCCAGACUUGCGUGCCCUGUUGGAACAUUAUUCGGAGCUACUGGUGCAGGCUGUGCGGAGGAAGGCGCGGGGCGACUGAGGGCCAGAGCCCUCAUCCACAUCAGCCCAGCUGCUUCUGAAGAAAUAAGUAUUUUACGCAAAUAAAUUAGCAGAGUAGUU